Molecule: messenger RNA, 537 nt
Organism: Penicillium mononematosum
Lineage: Eukaryota; Fungi; Ascomycota; Eurotiomycetes; Eurotiales; Aspergillaceae
Gene: dprC
Product: protein dprC
Exons: 2
Coding region: 1-537 (178 amino acids)
Source: RefSeq, a predicted model, not a curated record
AUGUCGCGAACCUACCAAAGCUACGAACACGCCGAUCCAACCAAAACUUCCCGAGGCGCAGUGGGUGGUGGCUCUUCAACUGGCGCCCCAGGCCUCCCAACAGGUCUUCGCGACACACGAUCCGAGUACGAUUCAUCCAAGGGCUACAAUCCUGCCACAGGAGCCAGUUACUCAAAAUCAUCAGCAGGCGGACCAACCCAGACCCGGCAGCGACCGCUCUCACCGUCCCCGUCUCGCAGUGAUGACCGGACGGCAAAGGAGGCGCCACUCCCGCACACGGCCAGUACGGCGCAGCGGGCGGAAAUGGAUGAUCGUUCGGCUUCUGGGUCUUGGGCUGCACGGGCUGGUGGAGGGUUUGGGGACAAAGUGAAAGGCGCUGCGGCGUCGGUUCAUGGAGCUGGAGAGUCAUUGCGUGGGGCGUUGAAUACGGCUGUUGAUCGGACAUUUGGGUCUAAUGAGGGUGCUGAAAGGAAUCGGGAGAUUGCGAAUAAGGGAGCGGAGGAGAUUCGGUCUGGCCGGUUUACGGAGAACAGGUAA